Molecule: messenger RNA, 2940 nt
Organism: Ostrea edulis (European flat oyster)
Lineage: Eukaryota; Metazoa; Mollusca; Bivalvia; Ostreida; Ostreidae
Exons: 7
Coding region: 1236-2285 (349 amino acids)
Source: RefSeq, a predicted model, not a curated record
CUGUCCGUACUACGAUACGAUCUCAGAUGUCAUAAAAGAAGUGCGCUGUACAUCUUUCUGCCUACAGAAUGAUGACUUACAAGUUAUCUGUGAGUUGGAAAUUUGAAAAAAAACCACAUUGCUGUAUCUUUAAAAAUGGUGUAUAUUACAAAUUGUUUUAAAAUUCAUCACUCAUACAUGCAUGUGGUAAUCAGCCUAAUUUUAAUGUUUGUCAUUCUCAUAGCCGAAUUUAGGUUACGAUUGACUACAGCUAUAUGUAUACUGAGUUUAUACAUUUAUCAUUAAGACGGGACUACAGUGAAAUGCAUUUGUGAAAAUACUUGUUUGAAAAUUGCUGUUGUUGUUUCUCCUGUUUCGUGUUAAAGGCACCUGUCCAUCAAUAUCCAAUGAUGAUUCAUGCAAUCAGAAAUGUAAAAAUGAUUUUGAAUCUGACAAAUGUGAGUAUCGUAUGACUGUUACUUAAUGUUUUGAGGGGUAUCAACAAAAGUAUUGAUAGAGGAUAUUGAAUGUUUUGUUGUUGGAUAUAGAAUUUAUUUCACGAUUAGUGAGACAGGAUUUCUAUGAAAAUACGGAUGUAUAUUUAAUUGCUGUGAUAAAAUGUAAAACUUUAUUUGGAAAUUAAGGAUUAUCUCCCGCAUACAUACCUCUUAUCCUUAGACGAAUUUGACUCCACUUUUUGGCACUCAGUUUUUUCCUAAAAUAACUCUAGCAAGUUUAGUGUUAUUUCGGAUUUCAAACAGUUCGGUUGAACAUCACUGAGGAUACAUUAUUUGUCGAAAUGCGCACCAGGUGCAUCAAAAUUGGUACCGUAUAACUUUUACAUAUUUCCACGUGUGCAAAACACGAGUGAGAAUGCAAAAAAAAAAAAAUAAAAUAAAUAAAAAUCCUGUGAGUGAAAUAAAAUCUAUAUCAAACAACAAAAACAUUGAAUUUUCUGUUUAUUAUAUUUUCAUCGGUUUUUCCUUCAGCACUAAUAAAAAAUAAUCAUAUGCACCGCGAAAACAUACCGAUAAAACAGCUUAGCGCCAUCUUGGUACUUUUGUACUUUAUUUGUAAAUUUGAAAACACAAGGUGUAGUUUCAAAGAAUCUACAUAACAGAAGAUAUGUGUAGCCUACAUUUGUUUACUUCACAGCACAAGAUUGAGUCGCUCUGGCAGAAAGUACCGGCAAGUUUAAAUUUAGGGCUGACAUCACACAAAAUACGUCAUGUACCAGAAAAAGCUGUAUAAUAUGCAUGUUUUGCUUUGGUGAAACUUUUACCCUUCACAACUUACUACAGCAUGCUGCAUUGUCGCCAAUUAAGUUCAAUGCAGUAAAAUAUCAAAAGCAUCACAGAAUCAUGAAAGACAUCUUUUGUGAACCUGACAAAGUUUCUACUACAAUUAGCCCAACAACGAAUAUCAUUUCUGGGGGACACGAGUUAUGGAAUUCGUCAGAUUUACAAAUAAAUCUCAGCCCAACAGUCAGUAUUACUUCCGGGAGAAAUGAUGCACGGAAUUCACCAGAAUCACAUCUUAAUGGCAGUGCUGUGGGAAUCGCUUUUGGUGUAAUCGUGCCGCUUAUCCUGCUAAUUGUUGCAGGAAUUCUUCUGUUCAAGAAAAGACGUCAGACACAAGAUACGAGUAAGAGAGAGACAACAUUGGAAAUUGGUGAAUGUAAAGCUCUAGUAAGUAAGGAAGCAAUAUAUCUGGAGGAAAAUGAACAGAACCAACAACAGAUAGAGAAAGAAGAAAGUGGCUGCAGUGAGUUACAGGACCUUUUGGAAUACAUGUGUACAGGACCAGCUAGAAAGAUAUUGUUUACGGUUGUGAAGAUGUAUGUGGAGAAUCCAGACAGUUAUUUCCACAAUGAAUCAAAAAAGGGUUUAGUAAAAUCAGUAUUACCAACAGAGUACCAUUCAGCUGUUGACUCUGACUCUGAAUACAGAAAUUCUAUUCCUGUAUGUUACACCAUUCUACAAUUGUCACUUAGUGCGGAACAUGAACCAAAAUCUGGUUGGGGUCAAAGGGUCGAGGAUUUAGACACCGGGGUAGGAGAUGAUGUAGAGAGAGUGUAUCAAGCUCACACACUGAGUAGAGAAAUUCACAAUCCAGAGGAAAUAUCUGUUGAUGUAUAUGUAAGGCUAUUUGAAAUGUUGAUAGGAGCUGUAGAGAGAUUAGAUAUAAAGAGGAAAUGUAGCGAGGAUUACAGGGAGAUUGUGAGGAGAUGGGAUACCAUUCAGAGGAAGCUGUGGGUGAAGGACAGAUGGAAAACAUUUACAAAUUUUAUAAAGAAAUGGUCAUAAUAAAUACAAUUGUUUGUAUCCAUGCCUACACAUAUACUUGUAAAUAUUAAGUAGUGAGUUUAAAAGUAACAGUACAAUAAAUCCAACAGUGAUUAAAACCCAGGGCCACUAAAAGUCCAGUUACUUACUCCAGCUACUGAGCUGAAUUGUAUCUGGUCACUGGCAAUGAAAACAGGCUUAUCACCACAAGAUGAUACCGAUGCUUGUCAUAUAUUAAAUCUACAAAAAACAGAGUUUGAGAAACAGUAACUAAUAUGAUAGGACAUUUCAACAGUAACUUGGUAAAAAAGAAUUUGAAUAAUAGUAAUAUCACAAGACAGAUUUGAUUACAUAAAUUCGAGUCAGGCUUUGAUAAGCUAUUAAUAAUUAUAAAAAAAAAAACAAAGACCCCAACCCCAACCUCCACUAUUUGUUCCUCAAAUGGUAGUCAUAGAUAUGCUUUUACAUAGAUGCAAUAUAAGCAAUUUUCUUUGGAUAUAAUUAUAUGCUAGUUAAAUAUCUUUGAGUUAAUAUGCUGAAAGUGCUACGAUAAGUACAAAAUUUCGCACAGUGAGUUCACACAGAUUAAAAAUGUCAUCUUCUAUAUAUUGCAUAUUUCGUUUUUACAUUGUAUGUUGCACAUGAAGAAGAAUAAAACAUGUUAUAAUGUGAAUAA